UCAUUUUAGCCUUCAGUCUCUCCAUUUGUUUCUCCCUAGUUCCUUUGCACCCAAACAGCCCUGAACACCCGCAAUCAGCAGAGCCCACCCUUCCCGACUUCUCCAUUUCCAAAUCGCUUCUCUCUCUCUCUCUCACCCCUCCUGUAUCUCUUUACUCGAUUGGAUUUACAAUCAACCAGCAUGGCAGCAAAAAUAGCUGCAAGGUAUGUGUCUCGAAGGUUGUCAAGCAGUGGCAAAAUACUUAGCGAGGAGGAAAAGGCUGCUGAAAAUGUGUACAUCAAGAAAAUUGAGCAAGAGAAACUGGAGAAGCUUGCACGCAAGGGUCCUAAACCGGAAGAAAAAGCAGCUGAAGUUACAGGUGGGUCCUUAAAUGAUGCCAAGCCGGGUAGCUCCUCAUCGUCAUCAUCAAGAAUGUCAACCGAUAAGAGCCGUAACUAUGCAGUUGUAGCUGGUGCUGUUACUGUCCUUGGUGCUCUGGGAUGGUAUCUCAAAUCUAGUGGAAAGAAAAAACCAGAAGAAGUCCAUGACUGAAAGUUAAUUUACUUGGAUAUAGGCAAAGGAAAAUGCCUGAAUGGUCACUAGUUAUUACACAAUUUGCUCUCCUGGUUAGCUAGGAAUAAUGAGAACUUCUACAUUGAGCACUGCUGGUUUCCUUUCUUCAGAUAUAUAUAUCCUUGUUAGAUACAAGAUUUAAGUUUUGAAGUGAUUUUCAGACUACUCUGAGGCUCUUUUAAUAAAAAAUUCAGUUAUGUUUAUGUGACUUAA
This is a messenger RNA of Carica papaya (papaya), 765 nucleotides long. RefSeq names its product copper ion binding protein. The record is from RefSeq and is a predicted model, not a curated record. NCBI's taxonomy places the organism in Eukaryota, Viridiplantae, Streptophyta, Magnoliopsida, Brassicales, Caricaceae. Gene Ontology annotation, cellular component: respiratory chain complex I.